Molecule: messenger RNA, 974 nt
Organism: Vicia faba (fava bean)
Lineage: Eukaryota; Viridiplantae; Streptophyta; Magnoliopsida; Fabales; Fabaceae
Source: the annotation of a GenBank genome assembly
CAGGGAAGCAUCCAUAUCACAAAUAUUGUUUUAAAGAGUUAAGCCAUCCUAAAUGUGAAGUUUGUCAUCAUUAUAUACCUAUAAAUGGUUCUGGUUUGAUUGAGUAUAGGUGUCACCCUUAUUGGAACCAAAAGUACUGUCCAUCUCAUGAAUAUGACAAUACUGCUCGCUGUUGUAGCUGCGAAAGAUUAGAGUCUCGUGGAGAGAGAUACUUUAGAUUGGAUGAUGGACGGAUUCUGUGCUUUGAGUGCAUGGAAUCUGCUAUAACAGAUACCGGUGAAUGUCAACCUCUUUAUCAUGCUAUUCGAGACUAUUAUGAAGGAAUGCAUAUGAGAAUUGAUCAACAAAUCCCGAUGCUUCUAGUUGGGAGAGAAGCACUUAAUGAAGCCAUUGUUGGAGAAAAGAAUGGUUACCAUCAUGUUCCGGAAACAAGAGGCUUAUGCCUUUCAGAAGAGCAAACUGUCACCAGUGUACAUAGAUGGUCAAAAAUAGGUGGCCAUCGAUUAAUUGGGAUGCGAGGUCAACCUCAAAAGUUGAUUCGAAAAUGUGAAGUUACAGCUAUUCUUGUUCUCUAUGGUCUUCCGAGGUUACUCACAGGUGCUAUCCUCGCGCACGAGUUGAUGCACGGUUGGUUACGCCUUAAAGGUUACCGUAACCUUGAUCCAGCAGUAGAGGAGGGUAUUUGUCAGGUUCUUUCUUACAUGUGGCUUGACGCAGAAGUUAUGUCAGGUUCUAGAACCAUGCCAUCGAUAUCAGCGGCUUCUUCCUCCUCCUCCUCCUCCUCCUACUCGUCAAAGAAAGGUGUGAAAUCCAAAGUCGAAAAUAAAUUGGGUGAGUUUUUCAUGAACCAGAUUGCUAAUGAUUCUUCCCCAGCUUAUGGUGGAGGCUUUAGAUCGGCUAAUGCAGCGGUUAAUAAAUACGGCUUACGUUGUACUCUCGACCAUAAUUCGUUUGACUGGUCAGUUCCAAUGUAA